Peniophora sp. CBMAI 1063 is the source of this 270-nucleotide messenger RNA. NCBI's taxonomy places the organism in Eukaryota, Fungi, Basidiomycota, Agaricomycetes, Russulales, Peniophoraceae. The record is from the annotation of a GenBank genome assembly.
AUGGCAUCGCAAGUAACAGACUCCACGAUCUCGCCGGACCCGAGGACCGCAGGCGCACCCCGUAAGAUUCGCAAGUUUACGGAGCAAGUGAGCCGAGGCUCACCGCGCCCGCGCCCACGUUCGAGGUCGGCGAGCGGCGGUCCUGCCUUGCAGGACGGCGACGCGGUCAACGACACCAACGUCCAUUCAGGCAUACUAGCCACACUCUCGCUCGUUAUCCAAUUCUUCAAAAAGCUGCCUGGCCGCAUCUGGUCCUGGCUGCGCCUGUAG